CUGAGUUACUGUUCGCGCUCAUCAAGCGUAUCGUCGAGUCUUCAAACAGUGUUUCAACAAAUAACUUCGAUUGUGUUGUGUUUAUUAGUUUGCUAUUUUAUGUGUUCGAAGGCCCUUUUUAAUGAUUUUUCCGAGAUUGAUCUAAAUGGCAGCAUUUCCCAACAAUGGAAGAAAAUUCGAAAUUGCUGCUCAUCAUUGCGUGGUCACAACUCCGAAACAUCGAAAAGUGCUUUGCUUGAUUCCACUAGUCCUCAUAUUCUAGUCAGUACUCCUCACGCUACUUCGUCACUCAGGCUUCCAAGUGGUACGAAGAAAAGUAGUGUCCAAGAUGUCCUAAGAGCAAAAUUUAACCAAAUACACGUUGGUCUAAAAAGAAGACGAGCGCUUUCUGUCCAAGAGUUCUUCCAUAACGCCAGUAAAGACCAAACAAAUCAACCAAAGACUGCCUUUUAUGUCCCUCCACCUGAAAAUCUUACUUCUCUUAAUGGGAAGUCGAGAUCUUUUCAGUCAGCAUCAGAGAGAAAGCCUAGAUCUCGCCAACGAGCAUCUUUAAACUUAAGUUCUCCAAACCCAACUUAUUACUAUGAACCCCCACCAGACUACGAUGUUGAGCCGGCAAGGUAUCGCCGUUGGUCAGUGGCUACAAAUCCCUUAUAUCCCAAUUCAGGAAACUCAGGUCAACCUCAGCCUAUCUACAACCAUCCGAUGGCCGCUUGCAAUAUUGAAAAUUUCAGUAUUAAAAUACCAAAAACAAAAAUAAAUAAACAACAAAAUAACCACUUGGAUAGGGCGAGGUCACAGUCACCCAGCUGGAACAAAAAACAAUCCGAUUGUGUUAAAGCUCAAAAGUCCUCGAAAGUCGUCAAUUCAAGGAGCCAUUAUGAGUUGGGUGGUGGUGUUAAAAUUCACGAACGACCGGAAAGUAGCAAUUUUCGGCGUCAUCAUCAGGACUCUAUAGAAGAGUUGGAAGAGAUCGAAGAAGAGGAGAGUAAAUUUUGUACCUUGCCAAGGGGAGGAAAUUCAUUCACAAUCAAGCAAGUUUUGUUUAAAAAAGGUCACAAUUUCAAGCCUUUAGGAUUUAGCAUAGUUGGAGGUAAAGAUUCGCCGAAAGGUAGCUUGGGAAUAUAUGUUAAAACUGUAUUUCCUAAUGGACAGGCAGCUGAAAAUGGAACUCUCAAAGAAGGUGAUGAAAUUUUGGCAGUUAAUAACAAACCCUUACAUGGAACAUCGCAUAAAGAAGCUAUAAACGUAUUCAAGCAAAUUAAGUCCGGUGAUGUUCUACUACAUAUAGGACGGAGAGCCAAUAGGAGACAACGCGAAAAACUCGGAAAUUGAUCACCAUUGUUGUUAAAUCAUUAUAUUUAAGUUCAUAUACCAAAAAUUUAACAUUUCUAAAAUUAUUAGGAAAUGUUUCAUCAUUAAUACCUAUACCUAAGUUAGCAUAAGUGACGUAUACUCAAAUAAUCUUUCUGGUUGUUUAUCACAAAACAAUCCAUAUAUAAAUUAUUCUGGCUUCCAAAAAAGUACAUUUAUACCUUUUCCAUCGAGUUAGGGCCUUUCAACAAUAAAAUAUUUAAGGCAAUACAUUUAAUAUAACAAUUAUAUAUUUAUUAUAAU
Messenger RNA from Ceutorhynchus assimilis (cabbage seed weevil), 1617 nucleotides. The record is from the annotation of a GenBank genome assembly. NCBI's taxonomy places the organism in Eukaryota, Metazoa, Arthropoda, Insecta, Coleoptera, Curculionidae.